AUGUCGAAAGAACCGUUUUCAAUUAACAGCAGACAGCAGGGAAACUUUGACACCCCCUGUCAAACUGGAACAACUAGAGUAGGGAAUUAUUGCAUUGAAAAAGACAGGAGUGCACUUUUUCCUAUUGAUAGCAGACAUCCGGAUGCUUUUGACGGCGGCUGUCCCUCCGGAAAAGAAAGAGUAGGCGAUAUAUGCGUUUCAAUAUGUCCUCCUGGACAGUUUAGAGUAGGAGAUAAAUGCAAAACACAAUUUCUAAUUGCAAGCAGAUCAAGUUUCAUCAGCGAAUGUCCCACUGGAAGAGAAAGAGUAGAAGAUAUAUGCGUUCCAGUAUGUCCCCCUGGUACAACUAGAGUAGGGAAACAUUGCAUUGAAAUAGACAGAAGUGCACUUUUUCCCAUUGAAAGCAGACAUCCGGAUGCUUUUGACGGCGGCUGUCCCUCCGGAAAAGAAAGAGUAGGCGAUAUAUGCGUUCCAAUAUGUCCUCCUGGACAGUUUAGAGUAGGAGAUAAAUGCAAAACACAAUUUCUAAUUGCCAGCAGAUCGAUUUUCGUCAGCGAAUGUCCCACUGGAAGAGAAAGAGUAGAAGAUAUAUGCGUUCCAAAAUGUCCCCCUGGACAGAGCAGAGCUGAUGAUGGAACAUGUUUAGAUGAGGAAUAA
Molecule: messenger RNA, 657 nt
Organism: Arctia plantaginis
Lineage: Eukaryota; Metazoa; Arthropoda; Insecta; Lepidoptera; Erebidae
Source: the annotation of a GenBank genome assembly